Messenger RNA from Theileria annulata, 504 nucleotides. RefSeq names its product DNA-directed RNA polymerase 2 subunit, putative. Gene Ontology annotation, biological process: transcription-coupled nucleotide-excision repair; maintenance of transcriptional fidelity during transcription elongation by RNA polymerase II; DNA-templated transcription. Gene Ontology annotation, cellular component: RNA polymerase II, core complex. Gene Ontology annotation, molecular function: DNA-directed RNA polymerase activity; zinc ion binding; nucleic acid binding. NCBI's taxonomy places the organism in Eukaryota, Apicomplexa, Aconoidasida, Piroplasmida, Theileriidae. The coding region runs from base 1 to 504 and encodes 167 amino acids. The record is from RefSeq and is a predicted model, not a curated record. The transcript is spliced from 3 exons.
AUGACUGAAAUAAACUUUUGCCCUGAAUGUAAUAACAUUUUGUAUGCAAAGGCGGAUAUUCUUAAGAGGCAGUUAAGGUACUUUUGUAGGCAAUGUGACUUUUCGAGGAUUUCCGACUCCAAAAGCUCCGAGGAUAACUGUAUAUAUCGCACCGACUAUAAUAUCGCCGGAAAGGAGAAUAUAUUUGUAUCACCGAUGGUGGUUAAGGAUCCCACAUUGGGUAGAACUACACGUUGGAGGUGUUUAAAGUGCGGCCACCAGAAGGCCGUUUUCUUCCAGCUUCCAGAGAGAGUUACUGACGAUGCCAUGAUGCUCGUGUUUGUCUGCUGUAACCCAGGAUGCGGAUACUACUCAAACCAGCUCCACGACGACGGGAAGGUUGAACUGGCCAAAGAAUUUAGUAACUUCGACAAGAGCAAGUUCCAGUUCAUUGAACAGGAUAUGGAAAAAUACACUAGAACUCUCGAUGAUUUCAAUCAAAAUGAUAUGGAAUCCAUCUUAUAA